AAAUCGAGGUAUCCGGGAAUUAAAAUAUCAGCUAGCAAGUAUGUAUGUACCUUCAAUAAAAGAUGAAAAAGAAACGAAGAGAAAAGAAGAAAAGUUUUGGUAAGGAUCGGUGUUACUGAAUUCGGUGUUCGAUUAUACUGUCAAUUAUAAUCAGCUCACCUAAUAGAGUUGAAUCGCUUCCCCGAUUCGAACAUGGCGAUUUCCAGGCGAUUGCUUGCUUUGCUCGUAGCUGUAUUCUGCACAAUCUGGUUGGGCGAAUCGAGUAGCGACACGAACCGCGUGUUCUCACCGUGCGGCGAUGCGGCGGUGCAGAAAUCCGAUGGUUUCACCUUCGGAAUCGCCUUCGCCGCCAGAAACUCCUUCUUCAACACCUCCGUCCAGUUGUCUCCCUGCGACCGCCGCCUCGGGCUUUCCUCCAGCGCUCAGCUCGCGGUUUUCCGCCCUAAAGUCGACGAGAUCUCGCUCCUCACAGUCAACACCUCCAGCUUCUUACCGGAUUCUGUAGGAGGUUAUAUGGUAGCAUUUGCUGGCCGGAAGUAUGCUGCAAGGUCCAUUCCUGCCUUUGUUGCGAAUACUUCAUAUAUCGUGACCAGUUUCACUCUGGUUCACGAAUUUAAAAAGGGGAGGCUUCAAAACUUAUACUGGAAAAGAGAUGGCUGCGCUUCAUGCUCAGGAAAAUCGAACUUCGUCUGCCUCAACAAUCAAGACUGUGCCAUCAGAACUAACAGCUGCAAGAACAGAGGGGGAGCUGUAGAUUGCAGCAUCGGGAUUCAAGUGGCGUUCUCUGGCACAGACAAGCACGAAUCAGUUUUCAACUCGUGGUAUGAGGUUAAGAACCUCCGUCAAUAUUCUCUGUUCGGCCUCUAUUCCAAUCUCAGGGACUCUCUCACUAGUCAGUACAACAGUUUCUUCUAAUUGUGGCGCUUCAAAAUGCUUGUACAUUUUCUUGUUGUAAUUCUGCGUUUAAGUGUGUCGAUUAAACUUCGCGGCUCUCUUCCCCCCCUGGAUUUCGUGUUUGUAAAUCUAGUAUUGUCUUCUGGUAAAAUUAUUCAUUUUGAUGUUCA
Molecule: messenger RNA, 1064 nt
Organism: Salvia hispanica
Lineage: Eukaryota; Viridiplantae; Streptophyta; Magnoliopsida; Lamiales; Lamiaceae
Biological process (GO): protein histidyl modification to diphthamide
Cellular component (GO): cytosol
Molecular function (GO): metal ion binding
Source: RefSeq, a predicted model, not a curated record